AUGGACGUGCAAAACAAGCCAAACGGCGAGGUGGCCAUGGGCGAUAUGGAGUACGACGGACGACUGAUCUUUUACAUCAUCAAGGCGGACGAGACCUCGUACAUCAACUACAUCAAGCCGUUGAUCCUGGCCCGCGAGCUGCAGUUCCCCCACGUGCUGUCGUGUAUCGACACGCACGAUGCCUGGUACUAUUCGGUGCACCCGGAACGCUACGUCCCGGCUCUGAAAGACCAGAACCCCGAGACGGGGGAGAAGGUCGUCGUGUUCGAGGGCACCGCGUGCCUGCAGUACAUCGUGGAUCGCUUUGACACAGAAGGACUCUGGGGUGGCCGAACCGCCUUUGAGAAAGGCUGCGUCCUGUCUUGGACCGCCUACCAAACUGCCGGCAUUUGGGUGAGGAGGCCUUUCAUAUUCUCGACAGCGUUUUGUGACGAUGCCGCUUGGCGGGCCAUUUCACCACCGACUAACCUGGACUGCCUGCGCUACGACAGGGCGACGGCCAAGUACUGGCUCUAUUUCCUCCGGGGCUACUCAACGCGCAAGGAGCCCGUUCAGCUCCCUCGCACCAUUGAAAAACUCCACAGCAACGUCCUCAAGCAGUGGGACGUGAUGGAGAAGCGGCUGGCGGAGCCCGGGCAGGACUACUUCCUCGGCGUCGACAUCAAGGACUGGCCGCACAUCCAGGCCUGGAGUCAGCGGAUGCUCGACCGGCCGGCGGUGAAGGAGGUCAUGGCUGUGGCGCCCAAGUACGGCCACACGUAG
This is a messenger RNA of Colletotrichum higginsianum IMI 349063, 762 nucleotides long. RefSeq names its product Glutathione s-transferase. The record is from RefSeq and is a predicted model, not a curated record. Bases 1 to 762 code for a protein of 253 amino acids. Lineage: Eukaryota; Fungi; Ascomycota; Sordariomycetes; Glomerellales; Glomerellaceae. The transcript is spliced from 4 exons.